Penicillium egyptiacum is the source of this 1524-nucleotide messenger RNA. NCBI's taxonomy places the organism in Eukaryota, Fungi, Ascomycota, Eurotiomycetes, Eurotiales, Aspergillaceae. The record is from the annotation of a GenBank genome assembly.
AUGGCUCGUUUCGCAUAUAAGGUCGAUCUCUCUGAAGAAGAAGAUCAAUUGGUGUUGCCACUGACUCAACUGAUCAUGGAGGUUUUGACGCUUCACAACGACUACUACUCCUGGGAAAAGGAAGACGCUUUCUAUCACUCGUCGGAGGACAAGUUGCCAAUGGCUAAUGCCGUCACCCUCUACAUGAGGUGGUAUUCACUUCCCCUAGGGGAGGCAAAGGCCGCUAUUAAAGCGAAGGCUAUCGAAAAGGAGGAACAAUACUUGGCGGCCAAAGAGGAGUUCUUGAAAAGAGAUAUACCUCCUCCACCAGCCACCAUACGAUGGCUUGAAAUCAUAGAGCAUAUGGUUGCAGGGAACCUGCUCUGGAGUCUCACUUGUCCACGCUACCAUAAGAAGUCCAACAAUCAAUACGUGGACUAUUAUGAGAUGAGGUGUCGUCAAGGGUACAUUUUCCCUGAUGACUGCACAAGACUCGACGCGUUCGGCGGUUUUCAAACCGGAUGCGAACCACAAGCUACCGUUGUGAACGGUAAUGGCAAGGGGAACCAUGUCAACGUGGCCGAGAACGCUAGUGAAAUCAAUGGAGAUGCUGGUACCAAAGGGCUGUCAACUUACACCGACAAAAAUCUGGCACCAUUCGACGAGACGGUAAUUAAGAACCCUUCACACUAUGUGAUGGCACUGCCCUCAAAAUGCCUGAGGGAGAAAUUCGUCUGGUCAUUGAAUCAGUGGUUUCAAGUACCAGAGAAAUCCUUGCAGACUAUAGAGAAUGCCGUCGGGCUCCUCCAUAAUUGCUCAAUAAUGUUGGACGACAUCCAAGACCAGUCACCGUUACGACGCGGCAAGCCAUCUACCCAUACCGUCUACGGGGAGGCGCAAACCAUGAACUCGGCGUAUUUCCUCUGCGUUGAAGCACUUCAGAAAAUCUACUCUCUAGGCCACCAUGCAGUCCCGAUCUAUAUUGAGGAGCUGCAGAUGCUGCAUCUAGGCCAGGCUCAGGAACUCUACUGGACCUAUCACGGAAUAGUGCCAUCUAAAGAGGACCAUCUGAGAAUGAUUGAUGGGAGUUAUCUAUUCCGGAUCGCCGCCCGACUAUUACAGUCUGAAUCAAAGGCAAACAGAAACCUCAACGUAUCCAAGUUCAUGACUGAGCUCGGUCGAUUCUUCCAAGUCAGAGACGACUAUCAGAACCUGACAUCAGCUGAGUAUACAAAUUGCAAAGGCUUUUGCGAGGACCUCGAUGAGGGAAAGUUGUCAUUUCCUAUCAUUCAUGCCCUGCGGGAGACAGACCCAGAACCUGAAAUCCAAGCAAUCCUCGAGCAGCGGAAGCGCACAAACCACCUUACAUAUGAACUAAAAAGGCUUAUCCUGGAUAGACUCCGUGAGAACGGCAGCUUGGACCAUACCUUCCGCAUGUUGCAAGACAUGUAUGUUGCAGUUUGGAGGGAGCUGGAGCGCCUUGAAGUCGCCACCGGGCAAAAGAACUGGAUGUUAAGGAUGAUGCUGCAGCGGCUGAAGCUUUAA